Messenger RNA from Metarhizium brunneum ARSEF 3297, 1206 nucleotides. RefSeq lists its product as uncharacterized. Gene Ontology annotation, cellular component: trans-Golgi network; endosome; Golgi apparatus. The record is from RefSeq and is a predicted model, not a curated record. NCBI's taxonomy places the organism in Eukaryota, Fungi, Ascomycota, Sordariomycetes, Hypocreales, Clavicipitaceae. Gene Ontology annotation, molecular function: antiporter activity.
AUGUCUGAGGAAAAGUCUCGCGUCUCUGGCGAGGUUCCCCGUGCGGAAUCCUCGUCGCCCGUCUUGCCCACGGUCAACCCUGCAGUUGAGAAGCCCCAGCCUCCCAAGUCUGUGGUUCAUCCUGCCUUCUACGUAAUUGUUUGGAUUGGUUUCAGCUCGUCGGUUAUUCUGUUCAACAAAUGGGUUCUGGACACUUUGAACUUCCGUUACCCCGUCAUCCUGACCACCUACCACAUGGCCUUUGCGACUAUUGCUACACAGCUCAUGGCUCGAUUUACCCCUCUUCUGGACGGCCGAAAGACUGUCAAGAUGACUGGACGUGUCUACCUGCGUGCUGUGGUGCCCAUUGGCCUGUUCUUCAGUUUGAGUUUGAUCUGUGGAAACCUGACCUAUCUCUACCUCUCGGUCGCUUUCAUCCAGAUGCUCAAGGCCACCACGCCCGUCGCUGUCUUAAUUGCUGGUUGGUCCCUGGGAGUCUCUCAGCCCAACCUGAAGCAGUUCCUCAACGUGUCCACCAUUGUUGUUGGUGUCAUCAUCGCCUCGUUUGGCGAAAUCAACUUUGUCUUGGUUGGAGUCCUGUACCAGAUUGGAGGCAUCAUCUUUGAAGCUCUCCGCCUUACCAUGGUUCAACGACUUCUGAGCUCUGCGGAUUUCAAAAUGGACCCUCUUGUCUCCUUGUACUACUUUGCGCCGGUUUGCGCCGUCAUGAACGGUGUUGUUGCUCUCCUGUGGGAGGUACCUAAGGUUUCCAUGACUGAUGUGUACAACGUUGGCCUCUUCACCUUCUUCCUGAACGGUCUUUGCGCUCUGAUGCUCAACGUGUCUGUCGUUUUCUUGAUUGGCAAGACUUCUGCUGUCGUCCUCACCCUCUGUGGUGUUCUUAAGGACAUCAUGCUUGUUGUUGCCUCUAUGAUGAUCUGGGGCACUCCUGUCACUCCCCUCCAGUUCUUCGGUUACUCCAUUGCUCUGGGUGGCAUGGUCUAUUACAAGCUUGGCUUCGAGCAACUCAAGGGCUACAUGGGCGAGGCUAGCCGACAGUGGGCCGAGUUCGGUGCUCGCAAACCCGUUUUGCGCAAGAUUGCCAUCAUUGUUCUCGCAGUUUUCCUCUUCUUCUCCUUGUUCACUGCUCUGGCUCCCUCAUACGCUUAUGACCCUACCAGGCUAACCAACACCGUGGCUGGUCUCGGUCAGACUGGUGCUCAAUAA